Molecule: messenger RNA, 1140 nt
Organism: Paramecium sonneborni
Lineage: Eukaryota; Ciliophora; Oligohymenophorea; Peniculida; Parameciidae
Source: the annotation of a GenBank genome assembly
AUUUUAAUGAGCAAUAAUUUAUUCAACGUUCUCAACUUUUCUGACACAGAAGAAGUGCCAGAAUAAUAAUAAUAAUAAAAAAAGUCUAAGAAAAAUAAUAAUAACAAGGAAUAGAUAAUUCCAGUUGAGUAAGUACAAAAAGAGAAUACAAAACAUGAAAAUCUCGCUCCUAAGUAAAAAGGUGUUCCUUCUGAGCCACAUCCAAAGGAUAGAUAGUCUGGUACUGGAAGAGGAAAAGAAUAAAGAAAAGAAGGUGGAGGCAGAAAUAAUUGGGGAAAUUAUAAAGAUGACCUCAAAGAAGAGAAAUAUGUUGCAAAGGAGAAAAAAACAUAGGAUACACCAUAAGAAGAAUCAAAUGAUUAGACAACAUAACCAGUUUAACCACCUGCCCCUGAAAAGACUCUUGCUGAUUAUUAUUAAUAAAGAGGAGCUGUAAUAUUGUUAAUAAUAUUUAGAAUGUUGAAGAUGUUCUUAAGUAGACUGAAACUAAACCUUAAGUAGUCAAAUAAAUUGAUGAAGAGGCAUUAAAAAAAGAAAAACUAUUUGUAAUGAAAACAAAGGAAGAUGAAAAAAAACAAUAAGAAUAAAAGAAUAAAAAAACAAGAUAAUAAUAAACUUAUAGAAGUGAAUUGAAUACAUAGGCUGCUGAAUAUUUAGGUUUUACAAAUUAAGUAUAAGAACCUGAAAGAAAGAAUUAAAGAAGAGGAGAAAGAAGAUAAUAAGAUAAAUAAGACACAGUUUAAGAAUAAUAAUAAUAAUAAUAAUAAUAAGAAAGUUAAACUUAAGAAUAAGAUGUUAAAGGAGAAAGAUAAGAAAGAGGUGAUAGAGGUGAUAGAUAAGAAAGACGUGAGAGAUAAGAUAAAGGGGAUAGAUAAGAUAGAGGACCUAGAUAAGAUAGAGGUCCUAGAGAAAAUAGAGGAUAUCAAGGUGAUAGAUAAGAUAGACAAUAAAAUGAUAGAUAAAAUAGAGAUAAUAACACAAGAGAUUAAAGAAGAGGUGAUAAAUAUAGAAAAGGAGAUGAUAGAUAAGAAAAGAAACCUUAAUAAAGAUAAUAAGUAAUAAUUAAUAUUUAAAUUAUUUUAGGAAUAAGGAAUUCAAUUAGAUGACAAAGAUUUCCCAUCUUUAUGAGUAUGAUCAAUA